AAUGACAUUUCUCAUAAUUCUCCAACCACAUCAAUUGCUCAACUGAACUCCAUUCACUAUGGGCAUUCCACUGAACCUGGGUACUCUGGUCCUAAUGCUCAUCAUCUACAAUGAAGGUAAAGAAAGCAAAUACCUAGACUGUAAAUGUAUUUAUUGAUUCAGGGUCUUGAUGUACUUUUAUAGUCUACUACUACCAAUCCAAACUUCUAAAUGGUAAAACAGAUAUGUGUGAAAAUACCCUUGAAUAAAAAGGUGACAUUCUCAUAUUAAACAUUUGAUCUCAAAUAAAAAAUGCUGGAGUAUAGCGGUAUUGCGGUAUUACAUAACCUUUAUGAGGGUAAGAAGAAAAAUGCACAUCUGGCGUUAGAUAUUGUGGGUCCUGAUUGUUGGUGCUGUCACAGUGCACGCAGGGGGCAUUUAUGGGGGCAAGGAGGCCGUGCCGCACAGCAGACCCUACAUGGUGCUCCUGAACAGGACUAUCACCAACAAACUGAAGCCUAAAAACUGUGAUGGCUUUCUAGUGAGAGAGGACUUUGUGAUGACUGCUGCCCACUGCAAUGGGAGGUCAGUAAUGUCUGCUUAUCUAGUGAGAGAAAACCAGGGGCAAAUAUAUGGGGAGAUAUAAGCCAUUGUCUGCCCUAUAAAUCAUGUAACUGUUUCUCCUUCCUCCUUACUACCUUAUAUGCAGGGAAUUAGAAUUCAGCCAGAGCAAUUGCAAAAGUAUUGCUAGUCAAACACUGCUUUUUCAAUUGCAUUUUUCUUGCAAUCCCACCUAUUAAAAGGACAUUUUAAUAGGCUACCAUUUCAAUGUCUCUAGGUUUUUCACACCUGAAUAUCUUUACUAUUUUAAAACUAGGGCUAUCCUACGCUACCCCAUGUUUCACAUAGCUCUUCCUAACUUUGCAUUUACACAUUUUUACAUCAUGUAUUUCUAAUGUCCCCUUUGGAGGAUUUAAAUGUGAAACACAGCUUAGCCCAGAGCUAAGGGCUCCAAUAGCCAAACGCUGAGAUAAAAGGUGCAGCAUGAAAAACCUACCAAUAAAUUGGAUCAUGCACCAUUAAGAUGUAUUGCAGACUAUUUAAAUGUCAAGGCACAUGCUGAAUAAAGGGGAGGGCAAGGAUAUACUGUAGGUUGACAUUACAUAGAGAUUGACAUUAUGUUUUCAAUCAGCCUCUGUGAUUAACCCACUACUACCUGCUGCAGAUAUGUGUAAGACUACAGUAUAUUCUAUUGCAUUGUGUCUCUGUGUGUAUAUGUUACAGAUCCAUUAAGGUCAAACUGGGAGUCCACAACGUGCAACAGGAAAGCGCUCAGGAAAUGUUUGUGAAACAGGCAUUUCCACAUCCAUAUUAUGAUAAUGAAGAACAUGAUAAUGAUAUCAUGCUACUCAAGGUAAAUCCCCUAGCUAGGACCUAAUGUUACGCAUAUUGUUUUUAUGUGAAAUUGUGCAUGCACGUUGACGUGACUACAAUGUCUAAGUAUGCAAUUGCUUUGUAUCAAACAUGUCACAACAAAUUAUUAUUAUUCGUUUACCACUAUUAACCACCAGGUAGGCUAUAGAACCUCCAAGGGUGUAAAUUGUAACAUUUGAGAACCCCGCUCUUUCUGCCUCCCAGCUGGAGGAGAAAGUGCAUUUCACCGACCGUGUGAGACCCAUUGGUCUCCCGCAGACAGAAGAUGAGGAGAUACCCAAGGACUGUCUGGUGUCAGGCUGGGGCUACAAUAUCAGGGGAGUAAACCAAGGCUCCCCUGUGCUACUGGACCUCAACGUGACACUGGUUGCGAGUCAAGUAUGCUCUGACAACCAUGCGGUCUGCUCAUCAGGACUAGAUGGACCUGCUCGGGUAAGUGGCGUCUGAAAGUAUGUAAUUUUGCAGGGGAAAGAACAUGGGAGGAAAGAAAGAAAACAAUAAUUUCACCUUGGUGGAUGGCAUGAAUCAUUCCAAGGGAAAUGUGCCUGUUAAUUUGUUCAAUAUUGUGGUCUACAUGUGUUAUUUCCAGGGAGACUCCGGUAGUCCAUUGGUCUGUAACGGUGUGGCCUAUGGGGUGGUGUCCAGCUCUAUAGACAAUCUCUACAUCUACACGCGCAUCCCUGACUACCUGGACUGGAUCAACAACACCAUGAAUAAUUCAUAAGGCACUGAUCAGAAACAUCUACAGUUUGUUCAUUUGACCACCCAGGUCCCUAGAAGCAAGAUUAUGAUACUGCAGAAUCUGAAUGUGUUUAUGAUGCUUUCUGAUUGAUUUACCAGUGCUGGUUCAUGUCUGUGUGCCUACAUGCAGUAAGCCAAAGAUUGUUAUUAUAACCUCAUUGUUCUAUCUGUGUUGAAGCCUCUGAAUUUCCAUCUGUCAAACAAUGCUUUCAAGUCCUGUUCUGUGCUGUAGCUGUUUUAAAUAUUACAUUAUGAAUCAUGGGAUUAAAUAAAUAGAGUUUAUGUUAUUGAACACA
This is a messenger RNA of Coregonus sp. 'balchen', 2450 nucleotides long. The record is from the annotation of a GenBank genome assembly. NCBI's taxonomy places the organism in Eukaryota, Metazoa, Chordata, Actinopteri, Salmoniformes, Salmonidae.